Molecule: messenger RNA, 1625 nt
Organism: Pollicipes pollicipes
Lineage: Eukaryota; Metazoa; Arthropoda; Thecostraca; Pollicipedomorpha; Pollicipedidae
Product: ectonucleoside triphosphate diphosphohydrolase 7-like
Biological process (GO): CTP metabolic process; UDP catabolic process
Cellular component (GO): Golgi apparatus; membrane
Molecular function (GO): ribonucleoside triphosphate phosphatase activity; GDP phosphatase activity; UDP phosphatase activity
Source: RefSeq, a predicted model, not a curated record
GAUGGCGUCGAGCCGCGCGCCGAGGGGCUGGGCUACGCGGUGGUGGUGGACGCCGGCAGCUCCGGCAGCCGGGCGCAUAUCUAUGUCUGGCCGCCGCACACGGGCAACCGGCGCGACCUGCUCAACAUCCAGCCGCUGCGGGACCUGGCCGGCCAGCCCCGCGUCGAGAUGAUCACGCCAGGUCUCUCCUCCAUGAGGGCGACCCCAGACCGGGCCGGUGCGUACCUGAGGCCGCUGCUGGAGUACGCCGCCGCUCACAUACCCAAGGAGAAGCACAGGGAGACGUCGCUGUACAUCAUGGCCACCGCCGGCAUGCGACUGCUUUCCAAGGAGACGCAGGCGGCCAUUAUCUCCAGCCUGCGACAGGACAUUCUGCAGCGGUACGACUUCCUGCUGGCCGAGCAAAACAUCCAGGUGAUCACGGGCCGUGAGGAGGGCAUUUAUCAGUGGAUCGCCAUCAACUUCGCCUUGGACAGGUUUCGUCAUGCCCACAACGGGCCGCUGGUGGAGGUGGAGACCGUGGACGAGAAGCCAAUCAAGCGGCUGAAGACGGUCGGCGCGCUGGACAUGGGCGGAGCCUCUAUGCAGAUUGGCUUCGAAGUGACCACCAAAGCGCAGCAGAAGGCUCUGGGGGGCCACCGCUCCUCCAUGGCGGUGAUCAACCUGGGCUGCGCCGACCACGACCGCGAGCACACGUACCGCGUGUACGUCACCACCUUCCUCGGCUACGGCGCCAACGAGGCGUUCCGCCGCCACAGUGAGGCCAUCCGUGCCAGGUACACGAACGGCACCCGCCGCCUGUACGACCCGUGCCUGGUGCGCGAGUUUUCGGACCGGGCGCUGCUGAAGAACACUACCUACUGCUCCGAGCAGCAGCCGCCGCCGGCCAACUGCUCGGUGCCCGUGGUCGGCACCGGCGACUGGCACCAGUGCGAGGAGCUCGUGCGCAAGCAGAUCGUGGAGGAGCGCAAGACGCGCCUGUGUCCGGAAGGCCCGGACGGCUGCACGCGCACGCUGGUGGCACCGCCCGUCAACCUGAGCGAGCUCGAGCUGUAUGGCUUCUCCGAGUUCUGGUACUCCAUGGAGGACACACUGCGCAGCGGCGGCAAUUACUCCUACAAGCGCUUCAGCCAGACGGCCAAGGACUACUGCGCCACCGCCUGGCGGACGCUGGUGCGGCGCCGCGGCGAGGGGCUGUACGGCCGCUCCGACGACGACCGGCUGGCGCGACAGUGCUUCAAGUCCGUCUACCUCACGGCCGUGCUGCACGAGGGCCUGGGCCUGCCGUACUCGUACCAGGGCCUGACCUCCACGCCGAGCGUCGUAAACGGACGCGUCUCCACCUGGACGCUGGGCGCGCUGCUGUACAAGCUGCGCUUCCUGCCCGUGCGGUCGGUGGAGGCGGCCACGUUCUCGCAUUUCCCGGCCGGUCCGUACAGCAUCUGGGGCUCCCAGUACCUGCUGCUGGUCUGCGUGCUGGUCGUGCUGGGCGUGCUGGCGCUGUACGUGCUGCGCCUGCGCCGGCUGCGGCUGGCGCGGCCGCGCGUGCGUCUCCUCUCCGAGCACGAGCCCAUGCUGCUGGGCGUGCGCGUCAGCUGACGGGCCGGCGCCGAGCGCCAGCUGGC